AAAACUCAGAAACAACUCCUCCGCUUCGAGAAAUCGAGACUGCUCGUCCCUGGCGGCGGCUGCCGGCCGCCUCCUCCUGCCACCCCGCCUUCUCCUUCCUCUCCGGCCGCCUCCUCCCUCUCCAGCCGUUUCAUGGAGCCGUCACCUCCUCCCUCUUCUUCCGCCGCUGCCUCCUCCGCCCGCUUCAUGGAGUCGCCGCUGCUCCAAGAAGGUGAGCAGCCGCAGCCUCGCCCUCCUUUUGCUGCAUCCUCCCUCCGUCCAAUCCCGUCCGAAGGGCGCCGCCUCGUGGAGCCGCCGUUGCCAUCCAUGGAUGCCGUCGAGGAGGAGAAGAUGAAUGUGGAGCAGCAGGUACCUCCCGUAGAGGAAUACCACACCACGCCUGAGGGAUGUGUUCAGCUCCCCCCAAAAUCCCAAAAAAGAUCGAGGAAAGAAGAGAAAGCAAAAAAUCUGGAAGAGAAGAGGAGGAAGAAACAGCAGGAGAAAAGGAGAAAGUUGGAAGAUAAGAGGAGAAAUAACAAUGAGAAGGAAAAAAAGUUGCAACAAAAGAAGAACAAGGAUGGUACUUCUCCUUCAGCUAUGCAUUGCAACAAGGAAGUUAGAUCCCCAAUAUGUAGGUCUCCAGGGGUGAAUAUGAUGAGAACAUUCAAAAGGAGAUCUUCAGAUGCAUUACGUAAAAGAUCCAACAAAAGUCCCAACUCUCAUAUAUUGGAUGAAACACCUGAAUCUCGAGCAAACUCCUUGUCUCCAAGAUCAGCAGCAUAUCAAAAUGACGUGCCAACAACAACUCUUGCUGCCAAACCACGCAAAUUGAGGUCUAAAGCUUGGGUCGAUUUUGAUCCUAUCUAUGAGAGAGGAUGCAUUGUAAGUGCAAAAUGCAAAUUCUGUGAUCUUGUCUUACCAGCUACUCAUAGAUUUGGUAGAAAUGGUCUGGUUAGGCAUGCUUCUACUUGCAGUUCUCGGUCACAAAUUCAUCUAAUGGUCGAUAAGCUAAAGAUUUCUGUUUCAUCUCCUGAUGCAUCCUUAGUUAAACAGUGGGAUUUUGAUCAAGGAGUUUCUAGAAGAUUGCUCGUUGAAAUGAUUGUCUUGAAUGAACUACCAUUUUCCUUUGUCGAGUAUUCUGGUUUUAGAAAAUUUGCAAAGAGCUUGAAUCCUGCGUUUCAUAUGGUUCAUUGAACCACUAUUAGCAGCGAUUGCUCAAGCAUAUAUCAUGAACAUAGGUCAGCUCUGCGUGACUUCUUUAAGCAAUAUAAGGGCAGGGUAUCCUUAACUGUUGAUUUAUGGACAUCGAACCAGGAAAUUGGAUAUGUUUGUAUUACCUGCCAUUAUGUUCAUGAGUGCAAGUUACAAAAAAGGAUAAUAAGAUUUUGUCGAUUGGAAACUCCACAUGAUGGAUGGUCAUUAUAUAAUGUUGUGCUGAAAAGUAUUCAAGAUUGGAGCAUUGAUGAUAAGUUAUUUGGCAUAACACUAGAUAAUGCAUCCGUUAAUGGUGCCAUGGUUAGAUAUUUCUGGUGUGGCUCGUCCUUCACAUGAUGCUCCUCAUCGAUGGAACUCUACCCUUUUGAUGCUGCAAUCUUCGGUUCCAUUUCUAAAAGCUUUCCUUGCACUGGAAAAGGAGGAUUCGAGCUACAUCUAUUGCCCGUCACCUGAAGAAUGGAGAAAAGCGGCUGCUGUUUGCAGUCUAUUGAAAGGAUUCUAUGAAGCCACAAAUAUUCUCUCUGGAUCUAGCUAUCCCACUUCACACCUCUUCUUUACACAGAUGUGGAAUAUUAAGUGUCUUUUGCAAAAAGAAGCCUCAAACCCAUAUGACUUUGUUCGAGAGAUGGUUGAUGAGAUGAUAAGGAAGUUUGCUAAAUACUGGGAUGAGUGCUUGAUAUCAUUAUGCAUACCUGUCAUCUUUGAUCCUAGAUUCAAGCUGGGUUACAUUGUGUUUCGAAUGGAGAAGUGGUUAGGAGCUGUUUGAGCGGAGAAAGUUAUAGUUGUUGUGAUACUGUCAUAAGUUUAUUCCAUGAUUAUUCAGCUAAGAUGGGAGGUAUGCUCAGUGGUAUAACACAAGAAGAAGACGCUAAUGCUGAUGUGGAGAUGGAAGAUGACCCUAUGGCAGAUUGGGAACAGCAUUUGAGUGCUCAGCAGCAGGAAGCCAACAAUGAAUUGGAUAGGUACUUAAAAGAGGACAAAUUCCCACGCAAUGUUCCAUUCGAUAUUCUUCAAUGGUGGGACAUGCACUCUGCAAAGUAUCCUAUUUUGUCGUGCAUUGCUCGCGACAUUCUUACUGUACAAGUUUCAACGGUAUCAUCUGAGUCAGCCUUUAGUACAAGAGGACGAGUGAUAAGUGAUUAUAGAAGUAGACCUGCCCCCGAUACAGUUGAGGAGGUAAUUUGCCUUCAAAAUUGGCUAAAGGCUGAAAAUCAAGAUUACCAAACUGAUCAUGAUGCAAAUCAUAUAAUUUGAGCAAACGUGGCAUUUUACAAAGUUGCCAAGGAGACCAACUUUGACUUCUGGGGAUUCAUUUUUGUGACGCUUACUGCUGUUAUAUCAUGAUUCUGCUGGUCCAUGACUCAGAUUCUGUUGCAACAGUGGCCGGUGACCAGCAGUUUUAAGUCAGUCAUCCAGCGGCAAAUAGGCGCAGCUAGCGGCAAGCAGAACCUAGAUGCAGAUUCAAGCAGCUAGCGGGUAACCAUGCGCCUGAUGCAGCUUCUCAGUCACUGGAUAUUGGGCUGAGCCGCGGUGCCGCUGGACACAAUCACAUGGACUUGCGGCCGGCCGCGGCUGCCCGCCUAGUACAUUGCGGAAGCGAACAAGUCCGCAUUGACCAUUGGGCUGGCCAUUGGCAUCCUGAAUAGCGGCUCGACCCGGUCACGCACGGCUGCGUCCUCAUCCAACCGCCGCAAGGAACCGGAGAAUUCGGAGGCGUGCAGGCGCAGCGCACUCUUUCUCCCUUCCCCCCUGACGCCGGCAAGGCGGCAAGAUCAAUAAAUGGCGUCAUAGCCACGGGCUUCCUUCUACUUCCUCCUCACCUGAUCUCACCACCGGCGACCGGCCGACUCCUUCCCCGCUAGCCUUACCUCUUCGACCGACCGGCGUCGCCAUCUUCCUCCCCCACCCCGGCGGUGCUGAACCGCCAGUGCCCAGUGGAGUGGAGAUCCAUCCAUCCGUGUUCGUGCAGUCGUGCCUGACUUCGUUCGCUGCGGAUUUCAGUUAGCGGUUUGUUGUUCCACGGAUUUGUUUCGGGGCGUAACCUGAACCCUCCAUGCCCCACGUGAACGCCAAGGUGUCAGCGGUGGCAGCGACCGCCGCGGGGAUGUCCGCGGCGACGGCGGCGGCUCCGAGGAGGUGGGAAGGGGUGGACCCGGCGCUGGAGAAGAUGGUGCUACGGGCGUGCCUGGACCAGGCCCCUGAGCGCCGCCGCGUCCGCGAGGCCUUCAAGGACGUCCAGCUCAGCAUCGACCACUGCCUCUUCAAGGCACAAUAUAGUGGCAUCGGAACAAAGGAGUCAUGUGAGCGAAACUCUAGAGGUGUGGAGAUUUUCUCAAAAUGUUGGUUUCCAGAGAAUCAUCGUAUAAAAGCAAUCGUUUGCCUCUGCCAUGGUUAUGGAGACACCUGUACCUUUUUCCUUGAUGGGAUUGCGAGGAAGAUUGCUUCAGCUGGAUAUGGAGUAUUUGCAUUGGACUACCCUGGUUUUGGUCUUUCGGAAGGACUUCACGGAUAUAUUCCAAGUUUCGAUACCCUUGUUGAUGAUGCUGCAGAACAUUUUGCUAAGAUCAAAGGUAAUUCAGAGCAUAGAGGUCUUCCGAGCUUUCUGUUUGGCCAAUCUAUGGGAGGAGCAGUUGCCUUGAAGAUUCACUUUAAGCAACCAGAUGAAUGGAAUGGGGCAAUACUAGUUGCACCCAUGUGCAAGAUGGCAGAUGACGUGGUUCCGGCUUGGCCUGUUCAGCAAGUUCUAAUUUUUUUGGCUAAACUCCUUCCAAAAGAGAAACUUGUUCCACAGAAAGACUUAGCAGAAUUGGCAUUCAAAGAGAAGAAAAAGCAAGAGCAGACUUCGUACAAUGUGAUUGCUUAUAAGGAUAAACCACGUCUCCGAACUGCUUUGGAGAUGCUGAGGACCACACAAGAGAUCGAAAGUCGUCUAGCAGAAGUUUCCUUGCCCAUAAUCAUUUUGCAUGGUGAUGCCGAUUUGGUCACUGACCCAGGCGUGAGUAAAGAUCUAUAUGAAAAAGCAAAUACCUCGUACAAGACGCUGCGCCUUUACAAAGAUGCAUGUCAUUCAAUCUUGGAAGGUGAAUCUGAUGAGACAAUUUUCCAAGUUCUCGAUGAUAUAAUCUCUUGGCUGGAUCAGCAUUCCAUGAAGGAAGUUCCAUUGUCGUAAACUGCACAGAACCCUUAUUGUCAGGCAUCACAGAUUAGACUUUAGUUCCAUUUCAGUUUUCCACUUGAUACACAUCCUUCUUUCUUCUUACCGAUUGCGAUGUACAUACAGUAUGCAGCAUUCAUCUGCGGGAUGUGUAUAAGCGAUAUAUAGCAGUUUAAUUUAAGAAAACUCAGGAAUUCAGUGCCUCGUUUAGCUUUCC
Brachypodium distachyon (stiff brome) is the source of this 4565-nucleotide messenger RNA. Its product is annotated as caffeoylshikimate esterase. The record is from RefSeq and is a predicted model, not a curated record. Gene Ontology annotation, cellular component: membrane. The transcript has 15 exons. Bases 3248 to 4363 code for a protein of 371 amino acids. Lineage: Eukaryota; Viridiplantae; Streptophyta; Magnoliopsida; Poales; Poaceae. Gene Ontology annotation, molecular function: lipase activity.